CUAGAAGCUGCCGAGCCCACCCCUCCAAGACCUUUAUUUCCCCCUGCGGCAGCUGUCAUCUGAUCCCACGCUUUGGCUUUGAAUGGGGCUCUCUGAGGAUGCCAGAUGUUGGGAACAAAGGUCUAAAAAUAAUCUUUCCAAAUAAUCUUCCCAUCUAUCAUUCAAGGAGAGCAUGUGCUUUGUGUGAACAUGUGAGCCGAGAACCUGAUCUAACUUUGAGUAAAGAAGUUCAACAGCAGCUCCUUGCUUCUGCUUGUGGGCUCCUUUUUUUUUUUCCCCCUUUCCCUUCCCAGAAGCUGCGCAGCGAAAAGCAGCUCUCACCAGCGAUCAGCCCUCGCUCUCCCUCCCUCCCCGUCUCCCUCCCUCCUUGCCAAGACUCUGAAUCGUCUGGAUCCUGAAAGCCAGGCUCCUUAUUUCAUCUCUCCUUGGGAAAAUGGAUUCCAGGGUGCUGUCAGAGAUGCAUUUCUGUAAGAAGAUUUUCACUGCAGCCUUGUGUGUCUUAGUUUUGCUGCCAGAUUCGGGCUGUGCAAGGAACCUCUGGAAGCGUGCUCUACAUCUGAAAAUGACGGAGAAAUAUGAUGAUUAUGAGUACCCUCUUCAUUCUCACAGUUCGCACUACCAGAAGAACGACCGCUGCCCCCCACCGCCCCAGACUUUGCCUGACCGAGCCUGCGAGGUGCCCAGCUGCCGGUCGGAUUCAGAGUGUGAAAGGCACAAGCGCUGCUGCUAUAACGGGUGCAUCUAUGCCUGCCUGGAAUCUGUGCAGCCACCGCCAGUUUUAGACUGGUUGGUUCAGCCCAAACCCCGCUGGCUGGGAGGCAAUGGGUGGCUUUUGGAUGGCCCAGAGGAAGUCUUACAGGCUGAGGCCUGCAGUACCACUGAGGAUGGAGAUGAGCCUCUGCAUUGCCCCACAGGCUAUGAAUGCCAUAUCAUCAACCCGGGUAACAUGGCUGAAGGGAUCCCUAACAGGGGCCAGUGCAUCAAGCUCCGUGGAAAUCCAGAUGGACGCAACCUGAGGCAUAAAUAUUACAAGGAAUAUUUUGGGAGCAAUUCCAACAAUGUGGUCGGCUAUGUGAAAAACCAGCAGAAGCAUUUAGGCUAAUCAAAGGUGUGCCUGGCUGGACCACUCUGUUAAGCAGCUGUCAAGGAAUGCUUUACCCAUCAGUUUUCUGUUUUGGAAGAAUUCUGGUCCCAAACCUCCACGAGCACGUCUCCAGCAUUACCCUGAUCCCUGCCCACCAGUGAUAAAAAGUCUUCGCUGUUCAAGGAACAGGAUGAGUCUAGAUUUUAAGCCUAUCAGCAGGGGGAGAAAUGCGAUCCCCUGAAAGAACCACGCCGUUUAUCAGCUGCCCUUCUACCAAUGAAUUGUAAAUACCUCUGAGCGGAUCCCUAUAAGCCACAGCGCCAUUAUCAGGCUGCUGGAACAGAGCCUGCCCUUUAUGUGCAUGUUAUGUGACCGAUCCGGAUUUCAUGACCAUGAACAUAACUCAGUAUUAUACAAAUGAAGCGACGUCAGAAUUGUACCUAAAUAUCAUAUCUAAGUUACAUUAAAAUAGGCAAGAGUGUAAGAGGCUCUCUGGAUCAAAUCCAGUGCCUGCCUAUCUCAAACAACUACUUUAAAUAAGCCUUUUCAUAAGUUUAAAGUUUGAAGAAACCUGCAGGUUUCUUCUUUUCCUAUUUAUACCUAGGGUUCACCAGGUUUGACACCCCAUCUACAAGCCUAAACCUGAAAUCUUAAGAAUUUGAGGAACUCUGAGCUAGGAGCAAAACAGGUUCUAUAAAUUUUUUUUUAAAGUUACUUUCCUUUAGCUUCUCAGUCUGGUGAGCUGCAGAUCGAGAGCAAAUGAUGGAAUAGAUUUCUUUCUACAAUAUCUAAGCAGACACACGUGCGUGCCAGUCUUUUUAAGUUGUUGUUUUUAGCCAGCACAUUUAAUACUCACAAAAUGUAAAUCUGCAUUUUUGUACCUGCAAAACCUCAGCAAGAGGGCUGGAGUCUGGAUUAUUUGUUGCACAUAUUAGAAAAGAAAAAUCAGGAUAAAUUUGUGUGAUUAAAAGGAUUAUCUGGCAGAUGGGCAACUGCUUUUUAGAAGUCCUGUACCUUUAUGUUGACUGUCAUAAAUCCUUACGGUCAAGUUAUUUGUAUUUGGACCUUACAGCUUCUUUUGGCUGUUUAGCGUUAUAAAAUGGAAAACACAUUUUCUAUGAAUGUUUUUCUUUUCUGUGGCAGUCCUAAAGGGACAGUUGCAUUUCAUUUUAACAAAUCUGCCAGAAUUGCUAGGCAAAAGAAGCCAUGUUUGCUCCCUUGUUUAGUACGUGUCCCCAUCUGCAUGCAUAAAAUUAGCAUUUUAAUAUGCAGAGUAGUAGCGGUGUAUAUAAAUACCCAAUUCACAAAUACAAGUGCCUGCUUCCACCCACAAACUAUGGGAUUUUUUUCCACUCACCAAAUGUUUUAAGCCAAAGCUAAGACGCCUAUAAAACACUUGAUCCUUUGCAUACGACGUUUGCAGCUGGAGAGAUGAAAGAUGCCAAACUGCUCUUCUGUUUCCUAUCAUAAACAGGCACACUGCUCGGUGCUUUACAGAGCAAAGGAACAGAUGAAGGGCUCCACAUUUUCCUAAAUAUCUUCAUUUGUUGAACUCCGUUCACUUCUUUGUGCCUUUGUUCCAAGUUCUAGGUAUUAAAUGCAACACCAUAUUCGGACAGAUCUAUUUCUAGAAUUUUAUCAUACGCAACUUCAUACAAUGAUGUCUUCUUAACUCCUGCUGGAUGGACAGGAGUCCGUCCGUGUUUUCUAGUUCCAAUCUCAGUUUAGGCCAGAAACUUGCCGCUUUGCCGCUGACACAACUUGACAACUUAAAGCAACACAGCUCAUAAUGAAAGUCUUGCUCCUGGGUGCUGCUCAGUGAAAUGGGUUGAUUUUUUUCAGCAUUACUUUUUGCAGAAAAAUCAAACUCUGAUUAAAUGAGCAAAGCCCUUCAAUGGUUACUGCUAAGCCCCAAAGAGUGAAUGCCAAAUUGUUCUAUUUUUAAAUAAAAAAUUCAGUGCCUAAAACCAGCAGAGGAUCCAGUUGAAAAAAAUGUCUUGAGCAUUAACAAAUUUGCAAGAUUAAAACUUCAGAUCUCAAGCUAAUCUUGCAAAGGAUCCAAAAAUAUGCUUAAUUUGAGUGGACACAUUCACUUCAGUGGCUGCUUUUUUGUAGCUACAAAAGCACAUACCUGACCACCUUGCUGGAUGGGAUGGUAAAGAUAUUUUCUACUUGCAAAAGGAAUUUUUAAAAAAGAAUAUUGACAAAUUAAUAAUUUGUUGAUGAAUUUGUUUACUGGGUGUUAUCAAAGACAUCACCCUUCCUCAUGGUGCUAUAAUGCUUGGGGUUUUUUUCAAGUUAAUUCUUUUCAAGUUAUCGAUUGUCAAACUCAGAAACAAAAGCCACAGAAGAGACUUGUCUAAAUGCUGUGUUUUCAACACUGACAUCCAUCACAUGUUGAACCGAAAACACAGACCAAAUGAGUUGUCCUCAGCUUGUCUUCUCUCCAAAGACAAAUGGCUUAACAACAAUCUUGUGAAGCACAGUAGGAAAUCACUAAUGUAGGUUGUUUUUAAUGUUCCCAUGUACACUUUAAAGCAUGUUUGGUGCUAUAAUAAACUUUACAUGUAUCACUGUGUGCUAGCAAUGCUCACGGCCUUGCAGAUCCUCGAGCGCUGCCGGCGCUGCCAGUGGAGCUGCUCUGCCUUGCAGCAGCCGAGGAUCUGCAGCAGCCCCAGGCAGACCCUUCCUGGUUUGUGCCCCUGGUGCUUAGACAUGUACGGGUUCUGCUACUUCGGUGCUCAAUAAAAAGUGACCAGUAUAUUUUUCAACUCUGC
Messenger RNA from Aptenodytes forsteri (emperor penguin), 3861 nucleotides. It is a transcript of the gene WFDC1, whose product is annotated as WAP four-disulfide core domain 1. The record is from RefSeq and is a predicted model, not a curated record. Gene Ontology annotation, cellular component: extracellular region. Lineage: Eukaryota; Metazoa; Chordata; Aves; Sphenisciformes; Spheniscidae. Gene Ontology annotation, biological process: regulation of cell growth. Gene Ontology annotation, molecular function: peptidase inhibitor activity. The transcript is spliced from 7 exons. The coding region runs from base 434 to 1102 and encodes 222 amino acids.